Molecule: messenger RNA, 2670 nt
Organism: Puccinia graminis f. sp. tritici CRL 75-36-700-3
Lineage: Eukaryota; Fungi; Basidiomycota; Pucciniomycetes; Pucciniales; Pucciniaceae
Exons: 5
Coding region: 121-2556 (811 amino acids)
Source: RefSeq, a predicted model, not a curated record
CUCGUCUGGUUGAAAAUGCACACAUGGGUUUGAUUUGAACUCUUCUACAAACAGCAGGACAAACGACACCGGCGUGUUGCCCCAAAUUAUCAGUGCCCUUCACCUGGAGAAUAGUUCGACAUGCGAGUAUUUCAAUCAGUUCUGACGAAUGUUAGAUUCGUUCUGUUUCUUUCAAGCUAUCACCCACUCUAUGCUUCUAUUAUUACCCCGGGGUCUCUCCAUGAUGCGGAAGCCGUCGGAUCCUUUACUCCAGAUGCCCGAGCGGGAACGGUUGGGACGCAAGGCUUGCAAAAAGAGCCCAUGGCGACGACUGGAGCAAACAAUCUGGCACAUCUGAAUGUACCCCACUCCGGACGCCGUUCAUCUUAUCUGAACACGCCUCCCUUAAAAGAACUUACCGAGAAAAUGCGUAAAGCGGCGACCAGAACCAAGAUGACCUUGGUGGAUUCCUACCCCGACCUCAGGGAUCAAUUCUACGAUGCUUCCCCCGUGACCAUUUACAAAGAUCUCAAAACCGGCAGGGAAAUGCGUACUCAGGCUCGCUCUACUGACAAAAUGGAAGAAUACAGGAAAGUAAGAGAUGAGGUCUCCGAAGCUUAUGAGAAAGCCACGAAGCAUGAAAACACUUUGAAUCUGGACAAGAUAGCAAAUGAUUAUGAAAGGAGACUAUCCCUCGGUCCCUAUUAUCGUGAUUGGCCGGCCGAGGUAUCGGGGAAGUCUUGGCUAGAAGACUACUUACUACAACUGAAGCUUCGCCAGUCUGCUAUUAAUGAACUUGAGAAGGUUCAGCAAGCUUGGGAAUCCUUGGAUUUUUCCAGAGGCCUCAGCCAAGCAGAAGAAGAGGUGAAAGCUGAGGUUUCCGACUUCCUCAAAAGGGCUGCUCAACCGGGUUUUGUGUACAAAUUCCGGCCGGAAUACGACCAAAUGACUUUGAGAGUCAAUUCCCAGUUGCGCAAAUGGUCACCAAACGCUUCUAUUGACCCCAAAAUAUUUUUUCCAAAUGUGCCCACAUUGGACCACUUCGAGGAGUAUAUUACCUCGAGUUCAUUCAUUCUAGCCCGUGCGGUUCAGUUGAAGAAACGGCCGGCCCCAGAGAGGAUCACUCAUGAUGACUUGGUGACGGUGGAGCAAGUUAUACAAACGUUGCCCCCAGAAUUCGACUUAGAGGAAGAAUUGCACCAUUACGCAAUGAUAAAAGCCUUCGAAAAAAUCUUGGAAGUUGUGCGCCGGGAAGCAACUCAACUUCUCAAGGAACGAUUCAAGCGGCGCCCCGAUAAGCUCUUAGACUCAACUCAAACAGAGCCUCAAUUAAGAAUUAUCUUUGAUAGUAGGACCGAACAAGACAUUGCGUGGGUUGAUAAGAUUUUUCAGUAUAUUUACCACACGACUCCCACAGAAUUGAUUGAACAGCUAAGGGGUGCGCCCGAUGACCAAGUCGAAAUGCGCGCUACCCUUGACCGGAACGCCGAACAACUUGCCUCCCUGUCCGAGGGUGACAAGAAAGCCCUUCGGGAUGCUUCGUCGGAUCGUCAAACCUUCCUUAAAACACUCGACGAGAUUGCGGCACACGCCCCCCAAGAGCUCUACUCCACAGUAAGACGUAUCAAAAAGGAGAUUGCCAGCUUAAAGAUUCCUGUUGAGUACGAGCUUGUCGACGCAUUACACCAGCGGGGCAUAAUUGAUCACGCGACCCGAUCAAAGUUAACCUCCGCUUCCUCCCGGCAAAACUUCCUGCAAAACGAAUUUCGAACGACUGUGAUGUCUGAAUUCAAGGGUUUCUUAGUCGAAGAAUUGCAAAGGAACAAACUUAAUCGACUCGGAAGUCCUGAAGCCAAAAUCUUGGACGCAACCGCUGGGCUGCUUGCCCAGACAGUUGUUAAUCAGCUCAACAAGGAUGCUCAAAAGUUUUACAUGGAAGCAUUUCUAAGCUCCGAAUAUGGAUUUGACAAAGCUAUGAGCUUCUACGAUCCUAACCAUCUAAAAAAUUUCGAUAGCCUCGUCAUAGAUGAACAAACGAGAUUCAAAGCCUACGUUGAAGCCUGUUUUGGUCCGGACCCCUCUGAUUACCGUCCAACUCGGGUGCAAUACACCUCAAUUAUUGAUAGAUUUCUGUCUGAAAUCAAAAUACCUCAAUUUGGGAGUAAAUCGCACACUCUUGCCAAAAUGAACAUUCGUAGUCCUGGUCUUCCAAAAGGAUCACCGGACGAAAUAUUGGUCAAAAGACUACCUAAUUUUGACGAGAGGCUUUCAACGAUAUUCCUGAAACCGUUAGCAAUGGGUGAUUGGCGUUUGGUGGAUACCUUAUUCGAAAGAUUACCCGAGAAAGCGGUUACAAACCUGAAUGCAGCAGCAAAAACAAUUUACACUAAUCGCCGAAGAAUUCCUGAACUGGAGGAGAAAAUUAAGAUAUUGACUGAGGGCAUAGGGCGAUACGAAGAAAGCACUCUGUCCAGAAAGCUUCCAGCAGUGAAAACCAUAAUGGAAUCCGUAUUGGAGGCCUUGAAGCGCCACGAGAAAAACUUCAUGCACUCAGAUACGGGAACUAGACCCACCUAAAACAUGCAUCACCUUCUCCGCUCAGUCAUGACGCCAGAGGAAUUCCGCGACUCAGAUAUAAAAACUUGUCACUGAUUCAUUGCAGCAGUUGUCCGCAAGAUGUGUGCUGAGCCG